Messenger RNA from Stegastes partitus (bicolor damselfish), 2724 nucleotides. RefSeq names its product glutamate receptor, ionotropic, AMPA 4a (gene gria4a). Lineage: Eukaryota; Metazoa; Chordata; Actinopteri; Pomacentridae. Gene Ontology annotation, cellular component: membrane. Bases 1 to 2724 code for a protein of 907 amino acids. The record is from RefSeq and is a predicted model, not a curated record. Gene Ontology annotation, biological process: monoatomic ion transport. Gene Ontology annotation, molecular function: signaling receptor activity; ligand-gated monoatomic ion channel activity. The transcript has 18 exons.
AUGAGGAUUAAUAUUUUUUCUUUGCACUUUCUCGGGGUGUAUUCCGCCCUUUGGGGGCUGGCGACAGGGGCUUUCCCCAGCUCAGUGCAGAUAGGUGGAUUGUUCAUUAGGAAUACUGAUCAGGAGUAUACAGCGUUUCGACUAGCUAUCUUCCUUCACAACACCAGCCCUAAUGCUACGGAAGCUCCCUUUAACCUGGUGCCGCAUGUCGACAACAUAGAGACCGCCAACAGCUUCGCAGUCACCAAUGCAUUCUGUUCACAGUAUUCGAGGGGGGUCUUCGCCAUCUUCGGCCUUUACGACAAGCGCUCAGUGAACACGCUGACGUCGUUCUGUGGGGCCCUGCACAUCAGCCUCGUGACACCCAGCUUCCCCACCGAAGGAGAGGGCCAGUUCACGCUGCAGCUUCGACCGUCCAUCAGAGGGGCUCUGUUGUCGCUGCUGGACCACUAUGACUGGAGCCGAUUUGUCUUCCUCUACGACACAGACAGAGGUUAUGCAAUACUGCAGGCAAUUAUGGAGAGAGCGGGGCAGAACGGAUGGCAGGUGAGCGCAAUCUGUGUGGAAAGUUUCAACGAAGCAGCAUAUCGCAGACUUCUAGAAGACCUGGAUCGACGGCAGGAGAGAAAAUAUGUCAUUGACCUGGAGCCUGAGAGACUACAGAGCAUCCUAGAACAGGCUGUCAGUGUGGGGAAGCAUGUAAAAGGUUACCAUUACAUCAUAGCAAACCUGGGUUUUAAGGACAUAUCUCUAGAGAGGUUCAUGCAUGGUGGGGCCAACGUGACAGGUUUCCAGCUGGUGGACUUUAGCAAGCCUAUCGUCAUAAAACUGAUGCAGCGCUGGAACAAACUGGAUCAGCGAGAAUAUCCUGGAUCCGAAAGCCCACCAAAGUAUACCUCAUCUCUAACUUACGAUGGUGUCCUUGUGAUGGCUGAGGCCUUCCGCACCCUUCGCCGUCAAAAAAUCGAUAUCAGUCGCCGCGGCAAUGCUGGCGACUGCCUGGCCAAUCCAGCUGCUCCCUGGAACCAAGGAAUAGAUAUGGAGCGUGCGCUCAAACAGGUGCGAAUUCAGGGCCUGACCGGGAAUAUUCAGUUUGAUCACUACGGUCGGAGAGUCAAUUACACCAUGGAUGUGUUUGAACUAAAGAGCAACGGACCACGCAAGAUUGGGUACUGGAACGACAUAGACAAACUCGUGUUGGUCCAGAAUGAAAAUGCUCUGUCCAAUGACAGCUCACCGAUGGAGAAUCGGACAGUUGUCGUGACAACCAUCAUGGAGGGUCCUUAUGUGAUGCUGAAGAAGAACUGGGAGCUUUAUGAAGGUAACGACAAGUAUGAGGGAUACUGUGUGGACUUGGCCUCGGAGAUCGCCAAACACAUCGGGAUCAAAUACAAGAUCUCCAUCGUACCAGAUGGGAAAUAUGGAGCCAGGGACCCAGAGACAAAGAUAUGGAAUGGGAUGGUCGGCGAGCUUGUGUAUGGGAAAGCAGAAAUUGCAGUGGCCCCGCUGACAAUCACUCUGGUGAGGGAGGAGGUGAUCGACUUCUCCAAGCCCUUCAUGUCUCUGGGCAUCUCCAUCAUGAUCAAAAAGCCUCAGAAGUCCAAACCAGGUGUUUUCUCCUUCCUGGACCCACUGGCCUACGAGAUCUGGAUGUGCAUAGUGUUCGCUUACAUCGGAGUCAGUGUUGUGCUGUUUUUGGUGAGUCGCUUCAGUCCGUAUGAGUGGCAUGCAGAGGAACCAGAGGAGGGAGCCACUGAGCAGGGCCCCACUGACCAACCUCCCAAUGAGUUUGGCAUCUUCAACUCCCUGUGGUUCUCACUGGGAGCCUUCAUGCAACAGGGCUGUGACAUCUCGCCACGGUCCCUAUCAGGACGUAUUGUUGGAGGCGUGUGGUGGUUCUUCACUCUUAUCAUCAUCUCCUCUUACACGGCCAAUCUGGCUGCUUUCCUCACCGUGGAGAGGAUGGUCUCGCCUAUAGAGAGUGCAGAGGACUUGGCCAAACAAACAGAGAUAGCCUACGGGACACUGGACUCGGGCUCGACUAAGGAGUUCUUCAGGAGGUCCAAAAUAGCCGUAUACGAGAAGAUGUGGUCUUACAUGAAGUCUGCCGAGCCGACUGUCUUCACCAAGACCACAGCAGAAGGAGUGGCAAGGGUCCGAAAGUCCAAGGGGAAGUACGCCUUUCUCCUGGAGUCCACCAUGAACGAAUACACGGAGCAGCGGAAGCCCUGCGAUACCAUGAAAGUCGGGGGGAACCUGGACUCCAAAGGAUAUGGCAUUGCUACACCGAAAGGCUCACAGUUAAGAAACGCGGUCAACCUGGCCGUGCUAAAACUCAACGAGCAGGGCCUGUUGGACAAAUUGAAAAACAAGUGGUGGUAUGACAAAGGAGAAUGUGGCAGCGGGGGAGGGGAUUCCAAGGACAAGUCGUCCCAGGCUCUGAGCCUGUCCAACGUGGCUGGGGUCUUCUACAUCCUUGUGGGCGGCCUAGGCCUGGCCAUGCUGGUGGCCCUGGUUGAGUUCUGCUACAAGUCACGGGCCGAAGCCAAGCGCAUGAAGCUGUCUUUCUCUGAAGCCAUGCGGAACAAGGCCCGUCUGUCCAUCACAGGAAGUGUGGGGGAGAAUGGCCGCGUCCUGACGCCAGACUGCCCCAAAGCCGUGCAUGCUGGCCACGCCUCCCUCCAACACCCCGGCCUUGCAGUGGUCUCCUCUGGACUGCCCUGA